Messenger RNA from Acanthosepion pharaonis, 663 nucleotides. NCBI's taxonomy places the organism in Eukaryota, Metazoa, Mollusca, Cephalopoda, Sepiida, Sepiidae. The record is from the annotation of a GenBank genome assembly.
AUGUUUUCAAUAGCUUGCUAUAAACGUAUAAACGUAUCUAUCUAUCUAUCUAUCUAUCUAUCUAUCUAUCUAUCUAUCUAUCUAUGUAUCUCUCUCUCUCUCUCUCUCACACACACACAUAGACACACAGUCUCUCUCUCGUUCUCUCUCACUCUCACUCUAUCUAUCUAUCAAAUUCGUUUUGUACAAUCAAUCAAUCAAUCAAUCUAUCUAUCUACCUAUCUAUCUAUCUAUCUAUCUAAUACGUUUUGGACAAUCUAUCUAUCUAUCUAUCUCUUCAGAUCUCUCUCUCUCUCUCUCACACACACUGUCUCUCUCGCUUUCUCUCUCUCUCUAUCUAUCUAUCAGUUUCGGUUUGAACUAUCUACCAAAUUCGUUUUGUACAAUCUAUCUAUCUAUCUAUCUCUUCAGAUCUCUCUCACUCUCUCUCUCUCUCUCUCUCUCUCUCUCUCUCUCACACACACACACUCUAUGUACCCAUCUAUCUAUCAGUUUCGGUUCGAACAAUAUAUCUAUCUAGCGAUCAAAUUCGUUUUGUACAAUCUAUUCAUCUAUCUAUCUAUCGAUCUAGUUCUCUCUUCAAAUAUCCCGCCUCUCUCUCUCUUUCUCGUAUUUAAAAAUUGUAAUUUUACGCCUACCUGCCUACACAUUCAAGAAUCAUAA